Messenger RNA from Magnolia sinica, 1284 nucleotides. Its product is annotated as non-functional NADPH-dependent codeinone reductase 2-like. The transcript has 4 exons. Gene Ontology annotation, molecular function: aldose reductase (NADPH) activity. The coding region runs from base 31 to 996 and encodes 321 amino acids. Gene Ontology annotation, cellular component: cytosol. NCBI's taxonomy places the organism in Eukaryota, Viridiplantae, Streptophyta, Magnoliopsida, Magnoliales, Magnoliaceae. The record is from RefSeq and is a predicted model, not a curated record.
AUCGAAAUCAGCAUCGAAGCAUACUCAUCCAUGGCCAUUGAAAUUCCGAAGGUGAGCUUGAGCUCCGGCACCGGAGCCAUGCCCGUGGUGGGCAUGGGCAGUGCAAUCUAUCCUCCAGUCGCACCUGAAAUCACCAAAGCCGCCGUGCUUCAUUCAAUCGAAAUCGGUUACAGGCACUUCGACACCGCAUCUGCCUACGGCUCUGAGCCGCCUCUCGGAGAAGCCAUAGCUGAAGCUCUUCAACUUGGGCUCGUCAAAUCCCGAGAUGAGCUCUUCAUCACCUCCAAGCUAUGGUAUACCGACAACCAGCCCGACCUCGUACUGCCGGCAAUCAAGAAAUCUCUCGAGAAGCUUCAAUUGGAGUAUCUCGAUCUCUAUCUCAUCCAUUGGCCUGUUAGCGUGAAGCCUGGUGAAAAUAAAUCAUCAGAUGGGAAGGAGAAUCUCUGUUUCUUGGAUUACAAGUCAGUAUGGGAAGCCAUGGAAGAGUGUCAGAAGCUUGGCCUCACCAAGUCCAUCGGAGUCAGCAACUUCUCUUGCAAGAAGCUUGCUGAAUUGCUCUCAACGGCCAAGAUCCCUCCUUCAGUCAAUCAGGUGGAGAUGCACCCGGCAUGGCAGCAGCAGAAGCUGAGGGAGUUCUGCAAGAUGAACGGUAUCCAUGUGACCGCUUACUCUCCGUUGGGGGCGAAAGGAACUCUGUGGGGCUCCAAUGAUGUUAUGGACAGUCCAGUGCUGAAAGAGAUUGCUGAGGCUAGAGGAAAGACCGUUGCUCAGAUUUCAUUGAGGUGGAUAUACGAGCAAGAGGCGAGUAUGGCAGUAAAGAGCUUCAACAAGGAAAGAAUGAAGGAGAACGCUCAAAUCUUCGAUUGGGAAUUAACAGAGAGCGAGGUUCACUUGAUCAGUCAAAUACCUCAGCGAAAAGCCGUCAUUGGAGACCAAUACAUCACACCCACUAGCCCUUUCAAGUCUUUGGAAGAGUUAUGGGAUGGGGAGAUCUGAUACAAAAGGCUAGCUAAGAUCCGUACCAUUGGUGUGGUCCGUUUCUCCAUCGGGCUCACCUGGGCAAAUGAUCUUGAUCAUCUACUUUACAGGGACAUGGCUGGAAACAGACAAUUGUUAACGUUUAAGUGAAAGAUCAGGCACCUGAGAUGGCCACAUCAGAGUAGGCUUGUACUGUUCCUCAUCUAUGGUAGUGUACCCCAAUGGACGGUCCGGAUCAUAUGACCACGCAGCCACUUGAGGAAUCUAAUAAAAGAAGUUCAGAGAACAAUAGGCUAGAUGCUGCAA